Molecule: messenger RNA, 1251 nt
Organism: Ziziphus jujuba (common jujube)
Lineage: Eukaryota; Viridiplantae; Streptophyta; Magnoliopsida; Rosales; Rhamnaceae
Exons: 3
Coding region: 77-1123 (348 amino acids)
Source: RefSeq, a predicted model, not a curated record
AUAAGCAUUUUUCCAUAUCUUUUGCUCUUUAUUAUCACUCUUUUUCUUUAAUUUUAUUCCUUUCAAUAACUCUAAAAUGGUGGCCGACCUCGUUUUUCUCAGAGAUGAGAAGCUUGGCAUACUUGCCGAGCUUAUUUACAAACAAGAAGUGCUCAACAUACAGAGCAUUCAAUUCUCUUCAGAAAACGAACGCGUUUUAUAUCUCAGAGAUUGCCGUUUAAAUUACGAGACCAUAACCAGUCUUCUAAAUGAAGGUGGUGAAUUGAAGACUAAGUUCCAGAACGACACCGUUCGUUCUCCUAUAGCUCUCAACUUGUUUUCUUAUAUAGAAAACUGCAUCAACAAUUCACUUCAGUUGGUCCAGAACUACACCGUUCGAAAGGACUAUCUGGAAAAGAUUAACGAGCAUGUCCAAUAUUUCUUCACUUCUCUCAAAGAGUUGGACACUCAGAGUGCAGACGAUGUUGAAAAUCUGGUCAAGGAAGUUGAUGAAUACAACAAAGCUAUAUUGGCUUACACCCUCAAGUAUAGAAGUCCAGCCUCUCGAGAAUUCUCAAGAAUGCUCAAGGCCCAGAAUAUUACCUUUGAGAACCUAGUGGCAACCUAUCAGGCCAAGCUUAGUUAUCCAGGGCCAUUCAAUGACCUGAAGGACGCUCAAAAGUUGCGAGUUUAUGAUGAAAUAAUGGAGGCAUCUGGUCUGGGAAAAGUGAUGGUUGAUGAAUUCAUAGACGAGGUUAAGAAUGUGGCAGGAAAAGCCGUACUGCUGUUCAACGCGGGUUCCAUCGCGUGGGACUUAUUUACGGCAGAUCAUGUGAUUUUAGAGGCAACAAAGAUUGCCAUUGUUGAAAUUGCGAAAGUAGGUGGAGCACAGCUCGGAGCCAUUGUUGGAGCUGCUUUGACAACUCAGUUAACGGGGGUCGAAGCGUCUGCUAUAUUCGUAACCAUGGUUGGAGCUCUGAGUAGCUUUGUUGGAGCUUUCAUACUUGGUGCUGCUGCUGGUUGGUUGGUUAGUUUGAUCAUUGGCUCUGCUGAACCACCUCCUAAGAGUACCGAAGGGCUUGUUUUCCAUGUAGCAGAAAUGCCUGACGGCGCAGCUCUGGCUCGUCAAAUUGCUCAUCAGUAAUUAAGAAGAUGAAGAAGAGUGAAAGAAAGAAAUAUAAUAAAAAUAAUAAAUUAAAAGAAAAAAGUAAGAAUCAGCCUCACUCUGCCGUAGCAGCAUGAAUAAGGAACCACUUUGUCCUGUGCACCACU